Messenger RNA from Raphanus sativus (radish), 657 nucleotides. RefSeq lists its product as uncharacterized. The coding region runs from base 43 to 522 and encodes 159 amino acids. Lineage: Eukaryota; Viridiplantae; Streptophyta; Magnoliopsida; Brassicales; Brassicaceae. The transcript has 4 exons. The record is from RefSeq and is a predicted model, not a curated record.
UUUCUUGUCGUCAGAUUCGUUUUCUUCUUCUUCCUCACCACAAUGAAUAUAGCUGGGAGGAUUCGACGAAGUUUCUUCGGAGAUGAGAAGAAGGAACUUCCCAGUGUAAAUGGAUCAUCGAGCAGGAAAGAAGAUGAUUUGCUAGGAGUGACUGAUGAAUUAAUCGAUCACGUCAGGUCCUUCACCAUUGACACGUUUAAGAACUUCUCUCUCUACGACGAAGAAGCGUGUGUAUAUCCUUUGGCAGAAGUGAAGAAGGAUUUGUCUGAUUGGCAGCAGAGACACGCGGUUCUUGUACUAUCCAAAUCCAAGGAACUCUCACAGCUGAGAUUUAAGUUAUGCCCACGUCUCUUAAAGGAAGAUCAGUUUUGGAAGAUAUACUUCAAACUUGUCAGGAACAUUGUUGCCAAAUAUGAGGUGCUAGCAAUCCAACAGGCUUUAAUCAGGACGGUAGCCAUGGAAGCUUCUGAAACCAAGGGUGUUUAUGAAGUUGAAAUGUCAGAAACCAGGCCACAAGGUUGAGUAGUACUGGACCUGCAACUCCAUGAAAUCUUAGUAGCUUAGGACAUGUGUUGUAACUUUUACAGACUAGUAAACUCUUCUUGUAAUCUAACUGUGGCUGCAAUUAUCUUAAAAACAUUUAGAUUUUUUUCUUCC